AUGACCAUGACGGGCCGUGAGCUGCUCGCCAAGGCGUUCACCAACGACCCUUUGGCCAACGUCCUCUCGUGCGAGGCCGAGUUCGACCGCCACCUCAAGCAGCACCCGCAAGACAUCAACUUCGUCGCCACGCUCAGCAAGCCCGGUGAAGGCUAUGGCUUCGUCAUCUGCAUGGAGGAUUCCUGCUUCACCGAGAUCCCGCUCUCGGUGCACCCGACCGAGCCCCGCGGCGGCAUCGACAGGGGCUUCGGCUGCCUCGUCGCCUACUCGGACCACAUCAACAAGCACGACGGCCACAAGAAGGCUCGCGACAUCCGCGUCGCCAAAGAGGCGAUCGUCAAGUCGGAGGCGCCGCCCAAGUCGUGGACGCCCAAGGUCAAGAUCGCGAGCUCGCAGCCGUCGAGCGACGCCGAGGGCUCCCGCUCGCACGACAAGGACCGCCAGUACCAGCUCUCGUCAAGCUCGGACCUCCAGAUGGGCCUGUCGUCGAGCGCGAUCCGCAAGAAGCGCAAGUCGCACGAGCUCAAGCCUCGCUCGUCGGCCGGCGACUUCUUCGUCGACAAGAAGCCCAAGCUCGGCGACGCUGCUCGCCUCCCCAAGGCCAACGCCAAGCCCAUCGAGUCGAUCGUCCUCGCCGACCGCAAGAACCAGGCGUCGCCGACCGCCGCCGCCGCCGGUGCCGCUGCCGGCCAGGCCCUCAACCCGGCCGAGCAGCACGACCUCGCCAAGACCAAGCGCGCCGUCGAGCGCUGGGAGACGACGAUCAAGUCGCUCCGCGCCGAGCCCGAGGCGUCGCACGGCGCUGCGUGGCGCGAGGAGAUGCUCGAGGCCGAGAACGAGCUCGCGCCGCUCCGCACCAAGGUCCGCGCCUACGAGGCCCGCGUCGCCGCCGCUGCGGCCGCCGUCAAGGCCGCUGCGCUCGUCGACGCCCUCCAGGCGCGCAAGCAGGCCGACCUCGUCCUGCGCGGCUACUCGUGCACGGCCGGCGCGCCCGACGACGUCCGCAACCUGUUCCUCGAGCGCCCCGAGUACGCCUGCGCGAUGCACCCCGAGUGGGUCAAGCCGGUGUCGGGUCCUGUCGCAGGUCCCUCGGGCGGGCGCAUCGGCGCGGCCGACGACGGCGGCGCCGACAGCGACGAGGAGCGCAUGUGGGGCCAGCUCGCGCCCGUCAAGGGCAUCGCCGACUUCGACCGCUUCAUCAAGGCGGCCCUCGAGGGCGAGGGCUUCGAGGGCAACGCCAACGUCCAGAAGGCGUGCGAGUCGAUCGGCAUCGCCCACAUGAACGAGAUGGUGCCGCACAUGACGUGCACGCUCCUCCCGCACCAGAUCAUCGCCUGCGCGUGGACCAUCGACAAGGAGCGCAGCAAGACGUACGGCGGCAUCUUGGGCGACGAGAUGGGCCUGGGCAAGACGAUCGAGGCCAUCGCGACGUGCCUGCUCAACGAGUCGCGCGACCCGAAGGAGAAGACGACGCUCGUCGUCGCGCCGCUCGCCCUCCUCGCCCAGUGGCGCGCCGAGCUCGAGGAGAAGGUCGAGCCGGGCUACCUCAGCAUCCUCACCUACCACGGCGCCGACCGCAAGAAGCUCCGCAAGAAGGAGAUCCUGCGCUACGACUUUGUGCUCACGACGUACGGCACGCUCGUCGCCGACUACGAGGACGACGAGGCGCUCGAGAAGGCGGCCAAGCGCGAGGCCAAGAAGGCCGGCGAGCCGAACGCGUGGGAGGGCUACCUCAAGGCGUCCAAGGGCACCGGCCCCAUGUUCGAGCUGUCGUUCUACCGCAUCAUCCUCGACGAGGCGCAGCAGAUCCGCAACCGCGGGACCAAGGUCUCGCGCGCCGUCACCCGCCUCGACGCCCUGUUCCGGUGGGCCCUCACGGGCACGCCGGUCACCAACUCGCUCGCCGACCUGUUCCCGCUGUUCCGGUUCCUGCAGCUCAAGCCGUGGUACGAGUGGAAGUACUACUCGGACAGCGUCGUCAGCUGGGAGAAGAAGAAGCCGGACGCUGCGGGCCGCAAGGCUCAGACCAUCCUCCGCACCUGCAUGCUACGCCGCAAGAAGGACUCGAAGCUCGACGGCAAGGAGCUCAUCUCGCUCAAGGAGAAGCACAUCCACCUGCACGAGCUCGAGUUCUCGCCCGAGGAGCGCGAGAUCUACGAGAUGGUCGAGACGCGCGCCCAGGAGAAGUUCAACAAGUUCCUCAAGGCCGGCACCGUCAUGAAGAACUACGCCAACGUCCUCCUCCUCCUCCUCCGCCUCCGCCAGGUCUGCUUCCACCCAGCGCUCAUCGCCGACGCCGAGCAGACGCUCGCGAGCAAGGAGGCGGCCAAGCAGAAGGUCAAGGACGAGCUCGUGCGCGCCAAGCAGGAGCUCGGCGCCCCGUUCGUGUCCAAGAUCCGCCGCUCGCGCCUCGAGGCCGCCGUCGACCGCGUCAAGACCGAGAGCGAGGGCACAGGCGCCGAGUCGGCCAACAACGACGACUGCCCGCUGUGCCUCGAGGACAUUCUCGCGAGCGAGAACGGCGCGAGCAUCAGCCGCUGCGGGCACAGCUUCUGCACGCUCUGCAUCACGGCCGUCAUCGACGAGCCCGUCAUCGACGACCAGGACGACGAGGGUCCCGCCAAGCGCUGCAAGCCCGACCAACGCCCAUGCCCGAUCUGCCGCGGCCCUGUCGGCCUCAAGGACCUGUUCGACCUCGCGGCGUUCGAGCCGACCGACGAGGAGAUCUGCUCGGCGACGGGCCAGGACCUCGUCAUGGACGAGGACGACGACAUCGACGAGACGCUCGGCGGCUUCAUCGUGCCCGACGGUGACGAGGGCGACGACGAGUUCGGCAAGGCCGUCCAGAAGCGCAAGCCCAAACAGCCCAACCGCGCCAUCGUCCAAGACUCGGACGACGAGGACGGCGAUACGGCGCAGCAGAGCGAGGCCGAGGAGGAGCCGGCGCCCAAGUCGGCCAACGCCAAGGGCAAGAAGAAGGUCAAGACGGCCGAGCAGAUCCAGUGGGUCCGCGAGCAGGAGCCGUCGACCAAGAUGUUGUGGACCAUGACCGAGCUCGAGCGCAUGUACAAGGAGAACCCGGACGAGAAGGUCAUCGUCAUCUCGUCGUUCGUCGCCGGCCUCGACAUCCUCGACACGUACCUCGGCUCGCAAGGCGUCCGCACGCUGCGCUACCAGGGCGACAUGACGAUCAGCGACCGCGACGAGACGCUCCGCACGUUCCGCAAGUCGAAGAAGCGCAAGGUUCUCCUCCUCUCGCUCAAGUGCGGCGGCGUCGGCCUCACGCUCACGAGGGCGAACCGCGUCAUCUCUCUCGACCUCGCAUGGAGCUCCGCCGUCGAGAGCCAGGCGUUCGACCGCGUUCACCGCAUCGGGCAGGGGCGCGAGGUCCACGUCAACCGCCUGACGAUCGCCAACAGCGUUGAGCAGCGCAUCCUCGACAUGCAGAAGAGGAAGCAGGGCCUCGCCGACGCGUCGAUGGGCGAGGGCUCGGCGCUCAAGAUGGGCAAGCUCACCGUCGCCGACCUCGCCGGCCUCUUCGGCCUGAACGCGCGCGGCGACCGGAUCUGA
Rhodotorula graminis WP1 is the source of this 3570-nucleotide messenger RNA. RefSeq lists its product as uncharacterized. The record is from RefSeq and is a predicted model, not a curated record. Lineage: Eukaryota; Fungi; Basidiomycota; Microbotryomycetes; Sporidiobolales; Sporidiobolaceae. Gene Ontology annotation, cellular component: cytoplasm. Gene Ontology annotation, molecular function: ATP-dependent chromatin remodeler activity; ATP binding. The transcript has 20 exons. Bases 1 to 3570 code for a protein of 1189 amino acids.